This is a messenger RNA of Phyllotreta striolata, 1236 nucleotides long. The record is from the annotation of a GenBank genome assembly. Lineage: Eukaryota; Metazoa; Arthropoda; Insecta; Coleoptera; Chrysomelidae.
AUGAAGUGGAGCGCUUUGGUACUGUUCGUGGGCGCCUUCUUCGUGGCGGAGUCCUGCGGGCCGGGCCGCGGCGUCGGCCGACGGAGAGGCUCCCGGAAACUUACGCCCUUGGUGUUCAAGCAGCACGUUCCCAACGUGCCGGAGAACACGCUCACCGCCAGCGGGGCGGCCGAGGGCAGGAUCGACAGGAACGACACCAGGUUCAACGAUUUAGUGCCCAAUUACAACGACGAUAUUAUUUUUAAGGACGAAGAAGGAACCGGCGCCGACAGAUUAAUGACGCAGCGCUGCAAGGAGAAACUGAACACCCUCGCGAUAUCGGUGAUGAACAUGUGGCCCGGCGUGAAGCUGCUCGUGACCGAAGGGUGGGACGAGGAGAGAUACCACACGCCGGACUCGCUGCACUACGAGGGUCGAGCCGUGGACAUCACGACCUCCGACAGGGACCGCUCCAAGUACGGAAUGCUAGCCAGGCUCGCCGUCGAGGCCGGAUUCGACUGGGUGUACUACGAGAGCCGGUCCCAUAUACACUGUUCCGUCAAAUUAGAAUCGGCGCAAGGCGCGAAAUACGGUGGUUGCUUCCCUGGCGACAGCACCGUCCUGACCAGCGACGGCGUCCGCAGGAAACUCUCCGACCUGCAGCUCGGCGAGAGGAUCCUCUCCAAAGAUCCAUCCACCGACGAGCUCACCUUCAGCGAGGUGAUGCUCUUCCUGGACUUCGAUCCCGCCCAGAAGCGGGAAUUCCUGACGAUAAGGCUAUCGUCGAAUCGAACUUUAGUGAUAACGCCCAAUCAUUUAGUGGAGAAAUUCGACGGUACCUCGGAGGGGUACCGAACAGUGUUCGCCGGCACCAUCAAGCCCGGCGAUUCCUUGUUAGUUAGUGCUUCGGAUAAGAUACUCGUAGACAAUGUCGCCGAAGUGAGUUUGACCGUGAGGACGGGUGUGUACGCGCCGUUGACGCGAACUGGUACUCUAGUCGUCAACGACGUGGUGGUGUCGUGUUAUGCGACGGUGGACAGCCAGUCGCUGGCCCAUUGGGCCUUCUGGCCGCUGAGGUGGUCGUGGAGCUUCCGAAGGGGAGCCAGGAGGCUGUGGUACGCGGUGAGCAGACCUUUCGCUUCCUGGUCGGGGCGCUCCGUCGAGCUGCAGAGGCAAAGUGAUACGGGCGUGCAUUGGUACGCGAAGAUGUUGUAUUCCACGGCUCAGUACUUAAUUCCGACGCAUCUAGCCGAUUAA